This is a messenger RNA of Spirodela intermedia, 1960 nucleotides long. Lineage: Eukaryota; Viridiplantae; Streptophyta; Magnoliopsida; Alismatales; Araceae. The record is from the annotation of a GenBank genome assembly.
AUGGACAACUUGAGAGACCUCAUCGCCAAUGCUGAGUUUCUUAGGAGAAAGCAUGUCGACCUACGGAUGAGGGUGGCCUAGGUAUUCGGCGCCCUCAAGAUGUACUCAACAUGCUUCAAAAGAAACUUGUUUGGAGGAUGAAGACCACACCAUUGGUGCUAGGCUCUUUUGUGUCAACCAAAUAUGGUGAGUGGGCUCGACAGCCGGCUAACAUCAAAGGAGUCAAACGAUAGGCAGAUUGGCAGCGACAUUGGUUAGAGAUGGUGCCCCUUAUUCAUUGGCGAGUAGGGUGAGGCGCGAUCAGUGCCUGGGACGACACUUGGCUAGAGGACGCACCAUUGGCCAGUUUUACCACUUUCACAUCCUCUUGGCCUCGCUUGACGGUAGCCCAGCUUCUCCAAGGAGACACUCGUCUACUUAUUGAGAGGCAUGGACUACCGUCGGACUUAUUACCAGCCAUCACCAUGACUAAGACGAGUUUUACUGAGGACCAACCCAUCUGGACACUUACCGUAGAUGGCAGUUUCUCUUGUAGCUCCUCUUGGGAGCACUUUAGAAACCGCUCCCCAAAGACAUUUUGGGGAAAUCUCAUAUGGCAUCCGGCCAUCACACCUCGUGUUUCGUUCUUCCUAUGGAAGUUCAUGCACCGAGGACUACCCACCGACGAUCGAGUGAUUGUCACCGAUCAAGAGGUGGAAAGGAGAUGUCAUUGUUGUUCCAUCACGACGGACGAAAGUAUGGAACAUCUAUUUUUUCAUAGUGAUAUCGCUGUCGAGUGUUGGCGUCAACUUCUAACGAAUUGGCUUCCAAUGCUCUCGUACAGACCUAUGAGACCACCACUAGAGGUCUUUAGGAGAGUCAUUGACUCACCGACGAGUGUCAAGCUUAGUCCCUUUAUCCGUAUCUCCAUAGCAUAUAUGUUAUGGGAAAUAUAGAAGGGACGUAACUCAUCUCGAUUUGCAAGCCAAGUGAUGCGUGUCACAGAGAUUAUGAGGCACGUAACACAAUGGCUUCGAAGUACUCAUUCCUUAGUGCCAAACAAAACGAAAUGCUCGCGUUCUGUUUGUGAGGCUUUUGGGCUUUGGGGACUCCAUAUCAUACCUACACAGACCUGGACUACUAUCCGAUCUGUUAGAUGGACACCACCGAGGGUUGGGCAGUGGAAACUCAACGUCGAUGGAGCAUCUCAAGACAACCCUGGACCAUCUAGAGGAGGAGGUAUUUUAUGUGAUAGUAUAGGAUGCAUUCUCUUUGCUUUUUCGAACUUUUAUAAUAUACGAACUAAUACUGAGGCAGAGGCUAUGGCAAUACGGGAUGGUUUGCUUCUUUGUGAGGAGCAAAAUAUUACUAAUAUUGUCUUAGAAUUUGAUUCCAAAGUGUUAGUGGACAUGUUACGUGCAGACUCUUGUCCUCAUUGGAGGCUCAAGAAUAUCUGGGCAGACAUCAUGCGAUGUCGAGGACGCAUCACAACCAUUACGCAUCAGUUUUGAGAAGGGAAUCAGAUAGUCAACGCCCUUGCUAUGCAUGGAGUCAAAUCGCGUCGGAGGACAGUCUUCUCUUUUUGGCAGGACAUGUCCUUUGCAGCCCGAGGUGCUCAUAGACUUGAGCGACUCAGCAUACCCUCUUUACGCAUACACCGCACUCCACUACCGGCCCCUCCACGGUAGUGGCGUAUUACUUGGAGGAGAUCAGGGGUGGUUACUAUUGGCCGCUGAAGACCACAAUAGAGAUACAGGUACGUGUUUCCUUUGUUUCUAUUUUCAGGUCUAUCACAAGCCACAACCAUGACAUCAUCAUGACGCUCAUCCCAUACCACCGAUGUGGAAUGCACUUUGCCUAUCAACACAAGACGGACAACAAGGCACAUUGUAAUCCGCUCGAGUACACUACUUUCAAUCAUUACAAUUCUCAUAAUCACCUCACAUCUAUUAUCUAUCACCCUCAAGUAGUGAGGACAUAG